AUGACCCCACCAAAGAAGAUGAGUUUGCAGGAUUUCCUUCAAGAUGAAACAUUUGGCGGAUCAUGGGCAGAUACAGAUGUCGACUUGGCUUCGAUCUCGGUUCCAAUUGAGAAGCCAUAUGGGCAUCACGAUGGGUACUCCAGAGGUGGUGGAUAUCAUGAAAACAGCUCAUUGGGGCCUCCAUAUAUUGUUAAAUUAGUCAAUUUACCAGUUACUGCAAACGAUGCAUUUGUUCAAGAUUUAUUCCAAAGUAGAUUCACUUCGUUUGUCAAAUUUAAAAUUUUAACUGAUCCAUCAUCAAACAUCUUGGAGACACAUAUAAUUAGACAGGUUGCAUUUGUCGAAUUGGAAUCAGCACAGGACGCGGCAAAAACACUCAAAUGGCACGACCUAUACUACAAAGGGAAUAGACGAGUUAUUGUGGAAGUUGCUGAUUUCAAUGAUUUCCAUCAUUGUAUUCAAUUCAACCAAGAACACCACCAAGAGAUACAGCAAAUCCAACAUGACUUUAUUGCACAAAAGCAGCAACAAAAGCAACCACGUCACAUGGCUUUACUCGAUGAUUUGGAUCAGGAAAGGGGAAGGGGCUCUGGAUUUCGUCAACACCAACCCCCAUCACACUUCCGUUCACAUCAUGGAGGGGGCAUGCCUUUGUCACCUGAAAGGCACCACGCUUCUUUACAUAACCGCCAACCAUCGUUUGACUCUCAAUUCCCCGCUCACAAGCCCUUUCAUGGUCUCGCGAACGAUAAUGCACCUCCGUUGCAUCAACCACCACUCAAUCAACAAGGGCCGGUGCAAUCCAUGCCACAUCAAGCAAGCAAGCCUAAAGCUAACCCGUUUGGAGGUGCCAAACCUGUAGACACUGUCUCACGUCAGCAAGAAAUUGAAAAAAAGUUAAUAAAUUUGAAUCAAACAACAGUACAGACACUUGGUGAUGACACAAGUGUUGAUAUUGAUGCAGUUAUCAAAAAGUUUCACGAGAGUGCGUCACCAAAACAAAUAAAAAGUGAGCUUCCAUAUGGAAGAAGACCAUCAAAUACGGAAAGACGGUCUCUGGUUGCUAUUUUGAGAAGAGGCUCUCAAGAGUAUCAACAGCAUCAGCAACAUACACAACACCAUGAAGAGCAACAGCACCAUCAACAACAGCAACAACAACAGCAACAACAGAAGCUUCAACAACAAAGUGUCCAAGCGCAUCCUCAGCCGCAUCAAGCCGCCUCAAAUUUGACAGCUGCUUCAAUAUCAACUGAGAAUGUCGGUUGGGCCAAUAAUACCGGUAAGUCACUAGCGCAAUUGUUGAGUGAGCGUUCAAACUUUGUAGCCAGCUCGCCUUCUGGUGGCAAAAACACCCCACCUACACCAACAGCUAAGCCACCUGUCAUAUUGAAAAAGAAAACAUUGUCGUCGCCACCAGCAGUCAAGCUCGAUCUAGCUGUUACAAAGGAUACUCAAGCAAUGAAUUUAUCGGGUGAUGAAAAGUCAAAGUUACGAAGAGAAGAUUCUUCUCUUGAACAACAAUCACAGCAGGAGGUACCAGUUGCUGACACAAUCAGACGCGAGCUGGGAAAACCCCUGACGGAUGUCAACGCCACGGGUUCAUUUACACAGAGACCACAACCACGACAAAAGCGCGAAUCAUCAGAUCAUGAUAGACCCAAUUUCAAGAAACUCUUUGAAAAUCUAUCUUUAGAGGAGGGAGAUUCAACUCAACUGAGCUCAUAUGGAAGACAAUCAAAAUGGCGUAGUGUCCCAAGAGGUAAAGGCAGAGGUCGAGGGGGAUUCGGAGGUGAACGUAGAGGAAGUCGAAGUGACAAAUAUUCCAAUGCCAAUGAUCGUAACGAUGUUACCCCAAGUGAAUUAAUAACAAGCGUGCAUCUGCUCGAGGAUGAAAUUAGUUUCAAUACUGCAAUUGACAAUGCCUUGGAGCCUACUCAAACCACUGAAAGUGAUAUUCCCAAAAAGUUUAGAAAACAGCCACAACUACCAAAAGAUGCGUAUUCACAACAGCAACAACAACAACAACAUCGACAAGUUCAUCUGGCAUCAACUCCAUCUGUAUCAAGUGGAUACGCCAAUGAGAAAGCAAUCGACGGCAACCACCGAGCAGUAUCUGCUGAUGCAACCAUCAAGUCAACCGAUGCAAUAACUGGCCCCAUAGGUGCAUCUACUACAUCCUCAAAGUUUAUAAAUGAAGCAACAAUGUCCAAUUCGAGUGGGUUGGAUGAAUCGACCCCCACUAUUGCAGAAUCAAAUGAUGAUCCAUCAGCUGAUAUAGCAUCCAAUGAAGAUAAUUCCCCUUCACAUACCACCUCGACUAGAGGCAGAGGAGGAGGAGGACGCGGAAGAGGUAGAAGCAGUGGAAGAGGCAGCGGAAGAGGUGGUGGCAUAGGCAGUGCUAGAGGCAGAGGUAGAGGCAGAGGGCGUGGAAGAGGUAGAGGAGGCCCAUCUCGUGGCUUCAAUCCGGACCAUAAUCAAUAUAUACGUGACAAACCACUAACUGCUGACCCAACAUCCUAG
This is a messenger RNA of Lodderomyces parapsilosis, 2520 nucleotides long. RefSeq lists its product as uncharacterized. The record is from RefSeq and is a predicted model, not a curated record. The coding region runs from base 1 to 2520 and encodes 839 amino acids. The transcript is spliced from 3 exons. NCBI's taxonomy places the organism in Eukaryota, Fungi, Ascomycota, Pichiomycetes, Serinales, Debaryomycetaceae. Gene Ontology annotation, molecular function: RNA binding.